Messenger RNA from Plasmodium reichenowi, 798 nucleotides. RefSeq lists its product as hypothetical. Lineage: Eukaryota; Apicomplexa; Aconoidasida; Haemosporida; Plasmodiidae. The transcript is spliced from 3 exons. The coding region runs from base 1 to 798 and encodes 265 amino acids. The record is from RefSeq and is a predicted model, not a curated record.
AUGAACGAGAAUAAAAAAGGUACCUUAGUAGAAAAAGAGAAUGAAGAAAAAUCACUUACUAUAAAUAAAAAUAUAUUAUUCAAAGAAUUUAAUAAUAAUUAUGAUUUAAAAGAUACUUUUGUAAAUAUAGUUACAGACUAUAGUUUAGAAAGUGAAAAAGAGAAAAGUAACAUCUCCUUAUUUAAUGUAUUCAAAAAAAAAUUUAAAGAAGAAAAAUAUUAUAGUAGAUUUUUAUUACUUUUUAAAAUUCCAAAUAAUAUAGAAGAAAAAAAAUUUAUUAAUAAAAAUUUAAUAGAUAUAAUAAACGAAAAAUACCAAAUAAUAAAAGGAAUUUGUUUAUUUGUAAAUGUAUAUUCAAUAAUGUUUUUAGAAUGUAUCGACACAAAAAGUAUAUUUUUUUUUCUAAAACAUUUAACUACUAUGAAAUAUAUAUCUCAUAUUAAUGUCUUAUAUUUCAGCGAAUUAAAUAAGCAAUAUAUAAAUGAGGAAUUUUAUUUUUAUGAAUAUAAAAAGGACGAUUCAAGGGGUGCUAUUUCUAACGAAUGUAAUUGUGUUGAUGAGGUAUGGGAACUAUAUUUAAAUAUACUUAAUUUGUCUAGCUUUAUAAAAAAUAACAAAGAUAGACAAAAUAUUUUUGAAAAAAAUGAAUAUAUAAAAAAAAGUUUUUCUUUACUUCAAAAUUUUUACACUGAAAAUGCAAAACGAUAUAUUUGGAAUAUACAUGAAUUUCUGUCUUUUUUUGUUGAUGAUUUCAAAUUAUCUGUGGAUGAUUUUUCGGACGAUUUUUUAGAUUUUUAA